CUGGGGGCGGGACUGAUAGGUCCGACAGGCACACUAAAGAAAGGCGAGGAUAUCCAUUAAUACGAUGGCUGCGAUCAGAAAGAAGCUCGUGAUAGUCGGUGACGGCGCCUGCGGCAAAACCUGUCUCCUCAUCGUGUUCAGCAAAGAUCAGUUCCCCGAGGUUUAUGUGCCCACAGUGUUUGAAAACUAUGUGGCAGAUAUUGAGGUGGACGGUAAACAGGUGGAGCUGGCUCUUUGGGACACAGCGGGUCAGGAGGACUACGACCGCCUGAGGCCUCUCUCCUACCCAGACACAGAUGUCAUCCUCAUGUGUUUCUCCAUCGACAGCCCUGACAGUUUGGAGAAUAUUCCAGAGAAGUGGACUCCCGAGGUCAAGCACUUCUGCCCCAACGUGCCCAUUAUUCUCGUGGGAAACAAGAAAGACCUGCGAAAUGACGAGCACACGCGGCGGGAGCUGGCUAAGAUGAAACAGGAGCCAGUGAAGUCAGACGAGGCGAGGGACAUGGCUAACCGGAUCAAUGCCUUUGGUUACCUGGAGUGCUCGGCCAAGACGAAGGACGGCGUGCGGGAGGUGUUCGAGAUGGCCACCAGGGCAGCGCUGCAGGCCAAGAGGCGAGGCAAGAAGGGCGGCUGCCUCCUGCUAUAGAGUGUCGGUCACACAGGAUCGGGAGGGGAGGGAGACACAAACCAGGCCAAAAAAAAUAAAUCAACAUCCCUCCUCCGUGUCUGCUUCGACACCAAGGUGGGCACAAUUGAACGGGGUGUUAUGAGGAGAAGAGUCAACCCGGGCUUAAGGGGAAAGAAGGAAGGUCGAAUGCAAUGGGAAAGGGAGUAUAUACAUUUAUGUACAAGGUUAUAGCUUUUAGCUUUCAGAUGAAAAUACUGUCAUCUUGUGUUUAGGAUUCUUUAGACAUGACAUUAUUAGGAGAAUGCGAAGAGAAGCGAAUAUUGCUCUCACUCGUACUUUUUAAAGGAGUGGGAGGGUGUGAAGGGUUUCUGUUCUGAACCAUAGCGCUGUGGUUUGAGGGUUGAGACCAGUUCACCCCAGAUGCAUGCCUGCCUAACUAACUGUGGGGGGACUUCCAGGGCCUGCAGCGGGACCGUGCUGGUCUUUCCUUCUCCUUCAUUCCCGUGGGGAAACAUAACCCAACUUUCCGUUUUAUCAACCUGUAGUCUUUCAUAUAGAAUUCCAUUCAUUUAAAGAGCUGAUUUUAAUUGUUGGCGUCUGAGCGUAAUGAGACCAACUUGUUUGAGUGUUUUGUACAAGCUUGUUAAUGAAUGUAACACUUAACAAAUGGAGAUUAAGUUAACCUCUACUUUCAAUCAGAAAACUGUGAUUGAAUUGGCGUGGACGGUCAGACGCACUGUAUACAGUUGGGUAUUAAAGGGUUAAAAAGUGGUUUGAUCCUCCUAACAGUAACUGCUAACUUUAGGAGGAAGCCUCCUUGAUUUCUGAUUUGCUCCCGUUUUAAUUGACUUUUAAUGCAAACUCAACACCUUGGCCAUGUUUCCCCAUUGUCUUCAUAUCAUUUCUACUGCACCAUUUCCCUUUCACUACACUUAGCUUCAUGCCGGAGUUUCUCUUUCUAACACAAAUGCUGUUUCCACUUACUAAUUAGUCACUUUGCUGUUCUUUUCCCCUUAGUGUUGUUUAGCCACCAUCAAUGAAACGCUACACUUUAUGUACAGAUUUUACUUUGAAAUCCUUCCAUCAGGUCAUAGGAUGUCCUCUAGUUACCGGUAUGCUUUUAAUUUGAAACAUUUACAGGAAGUGGAGUUUCAGAGGCAGUAACUUAACAGCAAUAACAAAAACUGCAACAUGGAAGCAACUGUUUUUCUGUUAUGAUUAUGACGUGACUGAUACAUUAUACUGAAUUUAAGCAUGCGAGACAUGAUAGUACAGUAACUCCACCCUCAGUGUUUUAACCCAGCCCUUAUUUGUUGUCCAGCUGUUGUUGGACACUCCCAUUAUUUAAAUACCAGCUUUUAUUUUGAAAGUUCUGGUGUCGCUCAAUGCCAGGCUGUUAUCAGAAGUGUGUUUCGUUUCCACUCUGCCUGUUCACUCGUGAUGUCUACAACUAUUCUUUUAUUUCUGCCUCUUUUUCUGUUGUAUGUUAUUUGAACUACGUGAUAUUCUACUGCCUUAUGUUGUAUUGUUUGCACACAGCUUAAAACUAAAAUGUCAGUGUGGUAUACACACUUUGAAAAAAUUAUGAAAUACAAAAUGCAAGCAACUCCUAAAGGAUUGGUUAUUUGAAAGAGGACUAUUGUUUUGUAUCCUCACAUUUCACCAGUCAUCUUUUUUUAAUGUAUUCUAAAGGAAAUAAAUUGUAACUGAGAAUGACCA
Messenger RNA from Anarrhichthys ocellatus (wolf-eel), 2347 nucleotides. RefSeq names its product rho-related GTP-binding protein RhoA-C. Gene Ontology annotation, molecular function: GTP binding; GTPase activity. The transcript has 5 exons. The coding region runs from base 65 to 646 and encodes 193 amino acids. NCBI's taxonomy places the organism in Eukaryota, Metazoa, Chordata, Actinopteri, Perciformes, Anarhichadidae. The record is from RefSeq and is a predicted model, not a curated record. Gene Ontology annotation, biological process: small GTPase-mediated signal transduction.